GAACAACACUGAACCUGUUGAAAUUUCCAAUUAUUAAUCCUACAUGUGACAGGAUAUUCCGAAGGCAGGAGAGGCUGAAAGAGGAGGCAGCAAAAACAGAUGAUCAGCUAAGCAGUGAAGAAAAGAAGUACCUUAAUCACCUUAAAAAGCAAGGUUACUUCGUGGGAAGAGUUGGAAGAACAUUUCAGCGGCAGAAGUCUAACACUGUGGUUGAUUUUGACCCUGACAUGCUCUCCUACAGCAUAGAUGAAGAUCCCAGACAUUCCCCUAGGAAGUGUGAGGAAAGGGAGGAGUUCACAUACAACGAAGUGAAGGAUGCUCGCUGGUGUUUCGACACUCCAGGGAUUGUAAAGGAAAACUGUGUUUUAAAUCUCCUGACAGAGAAAGAAGUAAAGCUGGUUUUGCCAACACAUGCCAUUGUUCCACGGACCUUCAUUCUCAAGCCAGGAAUGGUCUUGUUUUUAGCAGCCUUGGGACGUGUGGACUACUUAGAGGGAAAAAAGCCUGCCUGGUUUUCUGUUGUGGCUUCUAACCUGUUGCCAGUCCGCAUUGCUACCUUGAGUAACGCAGAUGCCAUCUACGAGGAGCAUGCUGGCCAAGAGUUUCUAAAGGUUCCCAUGGGUGGGGAAGAGCGAAUGAAAGAGUUCCCCCCGCUUGUCCCUCAAGACAUUACACUGAAAGGAAUUGGUACCAGUGAGGCAGUUGCAGAUAUCAAGCUUUCCUCUGCAGGCUGGGUGGCAGUGACGGCUCACGCAGAAGAGAAUCUGCAGCUCCGAGCCUAUACUCCCAAGGGCACCGCGUUGGUGGUGCGGGAUCCUCCCCUUUUGCCGUACAUCAGUACCAUCAAAGGGGCCCGGAUCCCCGGCACUGCUGCCUAUAGGACCAAAAAGCCUCCCUCUCUGGUGGAAAACCUGAAAACUGCAGGGAACAGAGAGCACUUCUCAUGAUCUGAGCAAGGUAGAA
Molecule: messenger RNA, 963 nt
Organism: Antrostomus carolinensis (chuck-will's-widow)
Lineage: Eukaryota; Metazoa; Chordata; Aves; Caprimulgiformes; Caprimulgidae
Gene: NOA1
Product: nitric oxide associated 1
Exons: 6
Source: RefSeq, a predicted model, not a curated record